Messenger RNA from Plasmodium reichenowi, 6612 nucleotides. RefSeq lists its product as hypothetical. The coding region runs from base 1 to 6612 and encodes 2203 amino acids. NCBI's taxonomy places the organism in Eukaryota, Apicomplexa, Aconoidasida, Haemosporida, Plasmodiidae. The record is from RefSeq and is a predicted model, not a curated record. The transcript has a single exon.
AUGAGAUCGAAAUCCAUUUCGUAUUUCUUAUUUUUUAAAAAAAACAGAAAGAAAAAUGAUUCUUGUGAUAGUGUCAUAAUAUCUAGCAAUAAGAAUUUAUCCAUUCAAUUAUCGAAAGGUGAGGAUGAUGAAAAAAAUGAAAUAAAUGAGGAAAAGAGUUAUAUAAAGAAUGAAGAUGUAUAUAAAAAGGAAAAUUUAAAAAAGGAGAAAGAAAAAAAGGAAAAUAAUAAAAAGAAAGAUAAAAAUGAAAUAGUAUAUGAUUAUCAUGACAUUUCAAAUGAUGCUACUAGUGAGUAUGUUAAUAAUUAUAAAGUAUAUGAAAUGAAUACUUGUAAUAUAAAAAAGAAGAGAGAAAGUUUUUUUAAAAAAAUUAAUAUUUUACAAAAAUAUAAAAAUUACAAAAUUAGAAAGGCAGCUAGUACCUUUCAUACCAUAGGACAUAAAACAUCUUUUUCUGGUACAGAUGAUGAAAUAGAAAAUAAUCAAAAGAAACAAAAAAAAUAUAAAAUAAAAAUUUCUGAAUGGAAGGAUGAUAAAUCGCAUACUUUUCAUAAAAAAAAUGACAUAUUGGUAUUUGAUAAGAUGGAUAAAAAUAAGAAAUUAAAAAUUGAUAACAACAAAAGCAAUCAAAUUAAUAUAGAUAAUGAAGAAGAAGUUAAUAAAAAUUAUCCUAUGGCUACUAAUGUACAAAAUUAUAAUAUAAAAUAUACAUCAAUAGAUGUAAUAAAUGACGAAUAUAUUAUAGAUUCUAAUAAACCUGAAGGUUCUAUUAUGUCUACAGAUAAAAAGAAUAAUAAACUUAAUUAUAAUAAUGAUAUAUAUGAUGUAGACAAAAGCUCUGAUAUAAAUAAGUUAGGUAAUAUAAAAAAGAAUAAACUUGAUAUUAUUACCAAAACAACACAUAAUAUUAAUAAUAAUGUAAAUAAUAUACAUAAUUAUAUGAUGUAUACAAAUAAAGAAAAUAUAAAAAUAAAUAUAAAUCAUGGAAAUCUAAAUGGAAAGGAACAAAACAAUUAUGAUGAAGAAAGGAAAGCAAAAGUUUAUGAAAUAUUUGAAAAUGGAAAAAAAUUAGAACCUAAUAAUAUUAAUAUCAACACAGAAGAACAUAUUCAUAUUAGUGAACCCAGCAUACCAUUUGAUAUGAAGGAUCAUAAAAAUGAUAUAAAUGAAAAAGAUAUAAUAUUAAAAUUGAUGUAUAACAAUAACGGUAUUUAUUUUGAUGAUGAUGAUGAAAAUCACAAGAAUUUAUUAUACAGAAAUAAAGAUACACAUUUAAAACAUUUAAAUAAUAAAUUUAACCAUAAUUUUAUUUUAUAUAAUGAUCGCGAAGAAGGGUUAAAUCAGAAACACGCACAAAAAAAAUUAAAAAAAAAAAAUACUAUUCUUAACAAAAAGGAAAAUGAAGAUAUUAAUCAUAAUAGUUUCAAAAGACAUUUAUCUAAUACGAAUAUAUGUUAUAAGAACAAAGAUGAUCAAAUUAAAAAUGGUUCUAAUAAGUAUAAUAUAUUAAAUAAUGACUAUUCUAAUGAACAGGAAAAAAAUAAAAAUAAUGAUCAUAUAACAAAAAAUAAAAGAAAUCAAUCAGCAAGCGAAGUAAAAUCUAAUAAUAAUGAUAACCACAAUAAUAAAAAGAAUAAUAAUUUUAAUAUUAAUAUUAAUGAUUCAUAUUCUACAAAUAUAAAUAGAAACCAAAAUGUGAUGAUAAAUGAUGCAAACGAUGUUAUUAAGGAUGUAAAUGUGCAGGAAAAUACACAAGGUGAUGACGAAGGUGGUAUUAUAAACAAAUAUUUAAUUAACCCUAUUUACAAUUUAUUUCUACGUGCUAAUGAAGAAAUACAAAAUUCAAAUAGUACAAAUAACAAAUUAAAAAUGAAUAAUAUAACAAAAAGUUAUACAAACGAACUACAAAAGACAUAUAAAAGUAUGUACGAUAUAAAUGAUAUAUCAAAUAAGAGAAAAAUUAAUAAUAAAGAUAUACGUGGAACUAAUUUAUAUAAUACCAAAUUAUGUAAUAAUAAAUUAUAUAAUUCAAAUCCAUAUAAUAUGAUUCCAUAUAAUAUAAACACAUAUAAUAAUAAUAAUAAUAAGGAAACUUGUACCAGCAUAAAUAUCAAACAUUCAGAAAAUAAAUAUUCCUUCAAUAAAUCUCAUGUAAACUCAUAUAUGAAAAAUACAAAUAAUCUUCCUCAUAGAAAUGCGAUUACAUUAAAUAAUAGAAACAAUGAAGAAUAUGAGAAAGAAAAAGAUCGUAACAUUACUAAUGGGAACAAUAACUAUUUGGUUGAAUAUAAUAAUUCUUGUAUACCUCCACCACUCAAAAAAAUGAUACCAAUAGAUGGUGUGAGAAAUAAAAGUAUAAAUAAAUUAAAUAAUGUAACUAAUACGCAACGUAUAUCAAGUGUUUCAUAUACGAAUAAGAAUAUUGAUGAGAAUUCAUUUGAUAUGUCUUUAAUAAAUGGAAUAAGAGAAUCUAAAUAUUUAAAUAAUAAUAUUAAUAUUAAUGGUAAUACCAUUGGUUUUAAUUCAUCUAAGUUAGAUAAUUAUCAUUAUGAAUCUAUGAAUGUGAAUGAAUCUUAUCCACUAAAAAAUAUGAUGAAAAAUAAUUAUAUUCAGCAAAAUUAUGAUGAUAAAAAUAAUAUUUUCCUUGUUAAAAAUUAUGAAGAUACAUAUUCAAAUAUUCAUAAUGGCAUACAUGAAAAUAGUAUGCUAAAAAAUUAUAAUUUAAAAAAAGCGUGCACUUUUCAUGGGUACUCUAGAAAUCAACAAAAAAAUAUGUAUACAGAAGAAAAUUUAAAUAUUAAUCAAAAAAAAAAUUAUAGCCAUUAUCAUAAUAAUGGUACGGUAUUAAAACCUUUGGUAAAUACUAAUAAUGUUGCAAUGAACGAAUUUGCAGAUAUUAAUUUAUCGGCUCAAAAAAGAUUACAUAGUUUAAGAAGUAUGGAAGAAGACGAUAACAGUAUGGGAAAUUACAGAAACAAAAUAUACAACAACAACAACAUCAAUAAUAAUAAUAAUAAUGAUAAUAAUAAUAAUAAUAUAUAUAAUGAUAAUGAAUAUUGUCAGUAUAAUAAUAGUUAUCGUUUCGAUCAUAGUGAUUUAAAAAAUAUGUUUCCAUUAAAUCAUCAGAAUAGCAAGUUAUUAACACAUAGUAAUAAUAAAAAUUCAUUUUUUAACGGAAUAAAUGUAGAAUCGAAACAUCAUUUAGCAAAUCCUGAAAUAAAAACAUUUGCACACAAUAGUUAUCCUAUAUUAAAUCAAGGUUUAAUAAAUUGUAACCCCUUACAAUGCUUGGGGUAUGAUUCAAAUCAAAGGAAUAAGCAUAAUGUAGUAUACAUAAAAAAAAAUGAAUACCUUAAUAAAAACAUUGGCUCUAUUAUAAAUGUUCUUAAAAGAGAAGGGCUAAGAAAAUUUCCUACACAUAAUGGAAAGUUCGAAUCAUUUAGUAAUAUGAAUAAUAAAAAUGUAUAUAUGGAAGGACUAAACAUACAAGAUAAUGUUAAUAAUAAUAAUAAAGAAAGUUGUGAUAAUGUUAAUAAUAAUAAUAAAGAAAGUUGUGAUAAUGUUAAACAUAUGAGAACAAAAAGUUUAAAUUUUGUAAGUAGAGAAUCCUAUGGCGAACAUAAAAGUCUAGAUAUUUACCAGGAAUGUUAUGUAAAAAAUAAUAAACUUAUUAAUAAGGUAAAUGAUAAAAAAUAUGAGGAUAAUAAUAAUGCCUAUCUUAAUGAAGAUGAUAACGCUAGUAUGCAAUUUUAUGAAGAAACUAAUAGUAAUCCAUAUAUUGUAGACCAGGAAAAUAGUAUGAAAAAUUAUGUCAAUAAUGUUUUAUAUAACAACAAUAACAAUUAUUAUGUUGAUUCAAAGAAUUAUGAUAAAUCUAAAGAGAAUGAAGAAAACACAUCAGAUGAUAUAUUAAAUAAUGAAAAUAUACAUACCUUAAAAGAUCAAGAAAAGAAAAUACAAAAUGACAAUGAAUUCAUUAGUGAACAGGCUGAUAUAGAAAAUAUAAGAAAUUCUCAAGAAGAAGUAUAUGAGAAAGAACACGAACCUUUGUGGGUAAUAAAUGCAUCUAAUGAAGAAAAGAAAUCAUAUGAAGAAUUGAUAUACAGCGAUAUGUCAUCUAAUCGUGUUACGAAAAAUAAAUAUAAUGAUAUAAAUAAUGUUGAGGUAUUAUUAAAUGAAGAUAAUUUAUUAACUAUUGAAAAAUACAAGGUGCAAUUAGAAAAAGAAAAUAACAUGAUUGAUCUGUAUGAAACGGUAGAGGAGAAUAUAAAUACAAUUAAAACAGAAAAUACGAACGACAUAAAUGAAGAAGUUAGAAAACAAACAAAAAGAGAAAGUGUCAAUCAUAUUAAUGAUACAAAUAUAAAUCAUAUAAUAAAUGAAUAUCCCAAUGAUACAUAUAAUUUUAUAAAAGAUAUAAAAUGUGUACAUAACAAUGAAAAUAACAUGUACAAUUCUAUUGAACAAUAUACAUUUUAUAAUGAUACACGUAAUAAUCAUUUAGUUGAUAAAAAUAAUCGAAAUCUUAUAUUCGAAGAGGAAGGUUUAAAUGAAUUGAACUUUGAAGAAAAAAAGGUAUAUAUAGAAAAUAAUACCAAGGAUAGUCAUAAGGGAGAUAGCAAAACAAAUGACUUAACAUCUUUAAAGAAUACCAUAUGUAAAAGUGCAAAAGAUCAUAAUGAAAAAAAUGAAAACACAUAUGUGGUUAGAAAAGGCGAAAAAGGAAUUAAACGUAAGGUUUCCAUGAAGAAAAGAAAUGAAAAGCUAAAUGAAGAAAAUUAUAUUAAUAUAUACGAUAAAAUGGAUAAUCAUAAACAAAAUGAUAUUACAAAAAAAGAAAAAGACGAAGAAAAUUAUAUUUUAUACAACAACGUAAAGGUUAAUUAUGAUGAAUAUAUAGAAAAUGGAAAUAAAAUAAAAAUAACGGGAGAAUCAUUAAAUGUCUUUUAUAAAGAAAAUCCAAAUGAGGAAGAUUCUUCUACAAAAAAGUUGAAUAGUACAAGUAAAAUAAAACGUGCAAACAAAGGGAAAACAAAAAAAAAGAAUGUUAUCACAAGGGUACAUAAAACAAAACAAAAAAUUGAUUAUGUUACAAAUAGUUUUAAUAAAUCUUCCCAAAGUGAAAAUUCAAAAAUAGGAAAAAUUGGAGGUAGGAGUAAAUCAUUAUUAACACACAGCAAGAAAGUUAGUGAACGAAAUAAAAAUAAAAUAGAAAAAAUUAAUGAUACAAAUUCAAAGAUAAUAAAAGGAAAAAAGAGUAAUAGCCAAAGCAAACUUGGGAAGGAUACAAAGAUUAGAGGGAAAUCAAAAACUGGGGAAUAUAUAAAAAAUAAAGAUUUAAGAAAAAAAUCUAACGAAAAAAACAAAACAAUGAUAGAUAAUGUAAAUACUAUAAAUAAUUCUUCAGUGUCUAACAUAAAAAGCAAAAAACAUAAAUUGAAAAAAAAAAAAAAAAAAAAUAUAUCUAUGGAAAAUAUAAAUAAAAAUAUAACAAAUGAAUUUUGUUCUAUGGUAACAAAAGGAACCGUUCUAUUAUCUAAUAUGAGUAUUAAGAAGAUUGAUAAUGCAAAUAGUUGUACAUUAAAUGAAACAUUAGAGGAAAAUACCUUAAAUUAUGAAAGUAAUAAUAACUGUAGUAAUAGUAAUUUAUCUAAGGAUAAAGAAAAAGAUAGAAAUAUAUUGUGUAAUAAAUAUUAUACUAAUGAGGAAACAAGCUCUUUAAACAGAAUGGAUACUUCAAAUAAACCAGAAAUAAGUAAUUAUUAUAAGGAAAUCCAAGCAAUUAAUUACAUAUUAAGUAAUAUUAAUAAUCCAAAUUUUUUAAAUUCACUCGAACUAAAUGAUUUAAUAAAUAUUGAAAAAAAAUUUAUUAACGAAAAUAUAUAUAUUAAUAAGCAGAUAAUAGCCUGUAAUGUAAAAAGUGAAAAAUCAAAUGAUGAGAUGGUUGAGAAAAAUGAACGGAAAGGGGAUGAAGAAAAAGGAGAAGACGAAAAAGAAAUAAAAGAAAAGGAAAAUAAUAAUAAAGAAGAAAAUCAAGAUGAUGAAAAUAAUAAUAAAGAAGAAAACCAAGAUAAUGAAAAUAAUAAUAAAGAAGAAAACGAAAAAAAUGAAAAUGGUAUUAUUUAUGAUAGCAGGUUUAGUAUUAUAUAUUUAGAACACGAUUUAAUAUAUUUAAAAAAAAAUAAUUUAAAAGUGAUACUUAAUGUUUUGCUGUCAAAUGUAUAUUCCUUUUUUGAAAUUAAAUUAACCAUAUUAUUGUUAAAUUUCUUUAUAUCUAAUAAUUGUCCAUGGAGUUUCAGUUUAUUUCCCCUUUCAUUAAUUAAUAAAUUAAUACAUAAAUUCAGUUUAAAGAUAAAUAAGAAAGUUCCUAAAUAUAAAUUGGAAAAUAUGAGUAUUAACUCCCCAAAUAUUCCAUAUACAUAUCUUUUUAUAUGUGAUGGAAGUAACUAUUUAUGUAUUAAUGACAAUUCAUUAAAUAACGAGGUAUAUGAAAACAAGAUGAAAUUGAACAAUAUCAUUGGAUAUUACCAUUAUAUUAAUUUGAAUAGAUUAACAUAUUAUCUAGAAAAGGUAAAUGCUAAUUUUGUUUAUAACCAUCAUAUAUAUGAAUGA